AUGGCUUCACAACGAGAUAAAAGAGUGAUAUAUUUUGAAAAUUUUCUGGACCAAUUUGUUCUAAUGGUUCAACGGGAAAUCCACGAACGAUUAAAUACAAGCAUGUACCGUCUCCAAAUGCCUGACCACCUUGACUCCGUGAGUGGCCGCAGAAUACCACUUGGCCAGGAUCGCACGGCGCGUAUCUUCGGUCUUAGUUUUAAGUUUGGACGCAACGGAAACUGCGUAAAAUAUAUUAAACCCGUGAAGACUACCCUUCGUUGUCCCGUCAAGUUUGAUGACCUUCUAAUACAGCUGCCACUGUUGGACAAUGAACAAACUGUAUAUGUGGCGCACGUCACCGUCAGGGGAGCGCUCGAUUUUCGCCAAGGUAGAAAUGGCACGGUAUUUCAUCGGUAUACUUUGCUGAAUCAGCAGUACGAAAUGAUGAAUUCCGACGGGAAACCGGUCAAUCCGCCUCCAGCUGCAUAUUGUCUGAAGGCGAAGUCACCAUCCGGUUUAAAAAGCGUUUUAAAAAAAAGGCUUGAAGAUUUGAUUGUGAAAGGAGAAUUCAAAGACGCUGUGUUUUCCUCAUUUAAAAAAAUGCGAGAGGCCAAGAAUAUGAGUGGAAGCAAAACAAGUAUAACAUUCCUUUGA
Messenger RNA from Ixodes scapularis (black-legged tick), 636 nucleotides. RefSeq lists its product as uncharacterized. The coding region runs from base 1 to 636 and encodes 211 amino acids. The record is from RefSeq and is a predicted model, not a curated record. The transcript has 3 exons. NCBI's taxonomy places the organism in Eukaryota, Metazoa, Arthropoda, Arachnida, Ixodida, Ixodidae.